AUGGUUUCAUCGUUGUCUCGCGACGAUGUAGGUGACGCGGGAAAGGCCUCCAAACCUCCAUCGGCCCUGCCAUCCUCCAAAACGCCUGCUUCUCGAAAAAAAGCCCCUGUGAUGGAUACGUUCCCCGGGAGACCGCUCACCCACCAGAAAAGUGUCGAAGUUAGCAAGCGUGCGCGGAAAGGCACCUCAGCUAGUGAGAUGCCAUCUUCAAAGUCCACUCCAGCGCACUCCAGCGACCCAAAAGACUCGUCUGCUACUGAGCAAUCGCAUCCAAAUCCGAACGCAAGCGCCACCAGUAAAUCGAAACGCUUGAAGCACUCGCCAGCUAAUGAGCUUUCACUGUUGACCAGCUUCACCCACCAGACGAGUGUCGAAGUUAGCAAGCGUGCGCGGGAAGGCACCUCAGCUAGUGAGAUGCCAUCUUCAAAGUCCACUCCAGCGCACUCCAGCGACCCAAAAGACUCGUCUGCUACUAAGCAAUCGCAUCCAAAUCCAAACGCAAGCGCCACCAGUAAAUCAAAACGCUUGAAGCACUCGCCAGCUAAUGAGCUUUCACUGCCAAUGUUGACCAGCGCGACUAGCAGCCAAUCAAACUUUCGCCAAGGCUCGUCCACUGAGCAGCUCCCACCUUCAAAGCCAACAAUAAAGACUCACCGUCAAUCUCAAUUGAAAGCCUCAGUCCAACCGCCUCCACGUAAGCCGGCCCUAUCCGUGCGCUUUGAAGAUUCAAAUUCAGAUCAUGAUUGGCAAUACUCCUCAUCUGUAAGGAAAGCCGAGUCAAAAGCUCGACUUCCGUCAAAUACUUGCACUGAUCCACCACAUCCAUCAAUUGCUCACAUGUCACCCGACUUGUCUAGAGAGAUUGAGAGCUCCGAGGAAUACGAUUCGGAUGAAGAUUCCUCAGAGGAAGUCAGUUCGGACGAUGGGAGCUCAGAGCGUCGCAGUGAUUCUUUCACCCAAAGUCAAUCACAGUCCGAUGAUCAAGAAAUCAUUGAAGCGGCGGCGCUAUUGGCAGAAACUGAAAGUUUGUCCGAUGAGCUGGAGACCAUCACUCGCCAUUCCACCCAAACGUCAGUGCCACCUGUGCCAAGUUGGCAAAAGAAUUUGGAAUUCUCAAUGGCGACUUCCUCAGACCUAAUCGAUCCGACCCGCACGACGUCAGCCGCACACAAGGGCAAAGCGGUUCUCAGAGUCACUGAUCGGUACACUGCUCCAGCAAAUGGGAGCACAGCGCGUUCACAUACUCCUUCUCAGACCUCAGAUCUAAUCGAUCCAACCCGCACGACGUCUGCCGCACACAAGGGCAAAGCGGUUCUCAGAGUCACUGAUCGGUACACUGCUCCAGCAAAUGGGAGCACAGCGCGUUCACAUACUCUGUCUCGUACCCAAUCAACAUCACGAUCUACACUAGAGAGAGUCUCCCACCUGAACGUAUCAGCCCAUCACAUCUCGGGAAGUGAAGGAAGAUCAGGAACCCAAGUUUCAACAGUGAAGGGCUCCUUUGCAACCACUAGCUCCCAAUCACCUGACCUGUGUGGUUGCUCUGGUUUGGAAAGUUCUUACUUGCCAAAACGUCCAAUUGAAAAGACUCCUCAAGCCAACUCUAACCCAGCUGCAUCGGGACUCGGACAAAAGUCAACUAAUCAUCAUUCCAACACAACCAACCAAAAUGCACCGACUCGUCACAAUAAGCUGCCAUCAGUGAGUUGCCCGGAUUGUCACCAACAACCCGCUGUGAUCCAACCUAUGGUUCAGCCCCUGCAGGCCCCGCUCCAUACAACUCCUGCCUCAAACUUCUUGUUCAAUCCCACGUCGCCUUCCCAUGAUCUGUUUGGUUUGGGCGCGCAAUCGCAGAUCCAACUCACAAUUCCAGGCACGUUUGUUGGAAACCUGGUCAAACCGGGUGAUCACUUGCUAAAUUGCAACCAGAACAAUCAAGGCAAUACUCUUAACUCAGGCGAUCAAGUCAAUACAAAUAGAAUACACGACCGAGGUCAUCCUGAUAUCCCAUACGAUCAAGGCGAUACUCAUGCCCACGCUCCAAUCGACACAACUGAGAUUACCAAUACGGGUCCAAUCAAAAAGGCUGAAUCUAAGACGAAGUGGGUACCACUUGCACUGAAUGAACCACCUCAAGCUCCGCGCAGGCAGUCCGGGACCACUUCUCUGCCUAAUUUGCCAAUCAAGGAAAAAAAGAAAUGGACGCCUCUUGCAUUGACCGAAGAUAAAAUGGCAUCAAAUAGCUCCGGCUUACCGACGCAGACACCUUCAGCCAAUUACGAUGAUAUACACUCGCGUCUAGGUAACCUGGAAGAGAUGAUAUUAGGCAUGAUCAACCAGAAAAAUGAGCGCUCACCCAACACAACAACCAAAUUUGCGCAAACCCUUUCCCAGAAAUUGGCAAACUUGCCCAGUCAGCCUGAACGUCGACUUUCGCCACCCCCCAAGUCGGAAGAAAAAGUCAGCCUCCAACACUCGUCCCAAAGAGAUCCCAUUCCCGAUUCAUCGAAGAAUGGUCAUGUGAUGGGCCGUGCAGACACAGCAGGUAUGCAAACUGCAAGCUCUAGUACGCAGCCCGCCUUCCAAUUUGAACAGCGUGCGCCUGACCUCCCAAGAGCUGUCCGCCCUCUCAAACGUGCCGCUGGCUCCAACGAGUGUUCUACCAGAUCCAUGGCACCACCAAUCAAAUUCCUGUCGCUGAACCCAGUCCAUCAUAUAGCUAUAAAGCCUUUUGAGUUCAAACCGCCUGGCCCUCUGCCCCUAUCCAACCCAAUGUUUCCUUUUGCUCAGUUCCAACCCUCUCAUCUUUCCUUGGUGGCAAGUAACCUUCCUUCAGCAAGUGACGUUCCCCCAGCGAGGGACCCACCCUUGCCGACUAAUCCUCCCUCAGGGUUUGAACCUCCUUUGGCAAGUAACCCAUCCUCAGGAGGUGACUCUCUUUCGGCUGACCCACCCUCGGCGGCUGACCCACCCUUGGCGGCUGACCCACCCUCGGCGGCUGGCCCACCCCCGGCGGCUGACCCACCCUUGGCGGCUGGCCCACCCCCGGCGGCUGACCCACCCUCGGCGGCUGGCCCACCCCCGGCGGCUGACCCACCCUUGGCGGCUGACCCACCCUUGGCGGCUGGCCCACCCCCGGCGGCUGGCCCACCCCCGGCGGCUGAUCCUCCCUUGGCGACUAAAUUUCACUCAAAGACUAAACCUCACUCAGUGAUUAACCCCUCCUCGGCGACUGAUCCGGCCUUGGCGACUGAUCCAUCGGCCUUGGCGACUGACCAUCCUCACUCACAGACUAGACCUCACUCGGUGACUAACCCCUCUUCGGCGACUGUUCCAUCGGCCUCGGCGACUGUUCCAUUGGCCUCGGCGACUGACCAUCCUCACUCAAAGACUAAGCCUCACUCGGUGACUAACCCCUCCUCGGCGACUGAGCCGGCCUUGGCGACUGAUCCAUUGGCCUCGGCGACUGACCAUGCUGACUCAAAGACUAAACCUCACUCGGUGACUAACCACUCCUCGGCGACUGAUCUAUCAGGCUCGGCGGCUGACCAUCGCUCGGCGGCUGAGCCUUCCGCGGCAGCUGAUCCUCCCUUGGCGACUAUUCCUGCCUUGGCGACUAUUCCUCCACCGGCGACUAAUAAAAGUACGGAUGCGAAUCACAAAGGCGGUAUUAUCACCAAUGAAGCACGGGAGAGCAACAUUAAUUAG
Molecule: messenger RNA, 3708 nt
Organism: Puccinia triticina
Lineage: Eukaryota; Fungi; Basidiomycota; Pucciniomycetes; Pucciniales; Pucciniaceae
Exons: 6
Coding region: 1-3708 (1235 amino acids)
Source: RefSeq, a predicted model, not a curated record